This is a messenger RNA of Neltuma alba, 3501 nucleotides long. RefSeq lists its product as uncharacterized. NCBI's taxonomy places the organism in Eukaryota, Viridiplantae, Streptophyta, Magnoliopsida, Fabales, Fabaceae. Gene Ontology annotation, biological process: telomere maintenance; DNA repair. The transcript is spliced from 7 exons. Gene Ontology annotation, molecular function: DNA helicase activity. The record is from RefSeq and is a predicted model, not a curated record. The coding region runs from base 1 to 3501 and encodes 1166 amino acids.
AUGGGGGCAAAAAUUGAUCACUCCAAGAAUCAAGGGCAAGGGCCGUAUUGUUUUGUUUUGUCGGGCAUGAAUUACCAUAGUAUUGGCAGUUUGUUACCUCCGAAAGGUUGUAGGCCUGUCUACUCCCAGCUUUACAUAUACGAUACUGAAAAUGAGGUUGGAAAUCGCAUUUCUGCUUUCAGUAAACAUCAAAAGGACUCAAGUCUUGAUCCUAAAAUAGUUGCAAGUAUAAAAAGUAUGCUUGAUGAAGUGAAUCCAUUUGUCCAACAAUAUCGUUACGCAUCAUCAAUGAUUAAUGUGCAAGGACGCUCAGAAGUCAAAUUACAUCCAAUUAGCACACAAGAACAUGAUGGUCGCAUGUAUAAUAUGCCUUCAACGUCUGAAGCUGCUGCACUAAUAGUGGGAGACAUAGAUAUGUCUUAUAAUGUGAGAGAUAUUAUAGGUGAGGAGGUAUCAGGCUCAUCUAAACGUAUAAAUGAACUGCAUACUGCAUAUUUGCCACUUCAAUAUCCAAUAUUAUUUCCUUACAGAGAAGAUGGGUAUAGGGAUGAUAUUGAGCAUCGUGAGGAAACUCUUCAUGCCACAAAGAAGAAGAAAAGGCUAAGCAUGAGAGAGUACUUCACUUACAGGAUAAUGAUUAGGUGCAAUGAGAUUAGAAUUCAUCAAAAGGAGCUUCGAGUAGAUUUGUACCAAGGCUUAUCUGAUGCUUUAACAAGUGGAGAGAGAGAUGCAUCGUCCACAGGAAAGCGUAUCAUACUUCCGUCAUCAUUUACAGGAGGAGCAAGAUAUAUGUUAGGAAAUUAUCAGGAUGCAAUGGGUUUGUGUAGGUGGGCUGGAUAUCUUGAUCUUUUCAUAACCUUCACUUGCAAUCCUGCUUGGGUAAAAGUGUCAAGAUUAUGUGAACCAGAAUCGUUGCAUCCUUCUGAUAGACCAGAUAUCCUCUCAAGGGUAUUUAAGAUGAAACUGCAGUCUUUGAUGAGGGCUAUCAAAGAGAAGAAAAUAUUUGGGAGGGUUCGAGUAGAGGUGUACACCAUUGAGUUCCAAAAGAGGGGACUACCGCAUGCACACAUACUUUUAUUCCUCGAUCCAAGGGAUAAGAUCAAAGAUCCUGGUACAAUUGAUCAACUAAUCUCUGCUGAGAUACCUGAUAAGGCUUCAACACCUGAGUUAUAUGAUUUGGUGAAAAAGUUCAUGAUCCAUGGACCAUGUGGUUCACAUAAUCUAAAGUCACCAUGCAUGAAAGAUCAGAAGUGCACAAAGUAUUUUCCUAAGAAAUUCAAUAGCAACACAACAAUUGAUGAUGAUGGUUAUCCUACAUACAAGAGAAGAGAUGAUGGGAGAAAAAUUGAGGUCAAAUCUAUACCUUUAGACAAUCGAUAUGUUGUCCCCUACAAUCCAUUGUUGUUACAUAUGUUUCAAGCUCACAUCAAUGUUGAAAAGUGCAAUCAAUUGACUGCAAUUAAAUACUUAUUCAAGUAUAUUAGUAAAGUGAAUGAUAGGGUUGUUACUGGUAUAUUUGAUGCGGAUGGAGCACAAGUCUUUGAUGAAAUUCAGCAAUAUUGUAAUUGCAGGUACAUUUCUGCAUGUGAAGCUUCAUGGCGUAUAUUUGGGUAUGAUAUUCAUCAUAGAUAUCCUGCAGUUGAAAGGUUGAGUUUUCAUCUUCCUAAUCAACAAUAUGUGAUUUACUUCAAUUCUGAUGAUGUUGCUAAGUUGAUGGAGAAGCAAAGGGAAGCUGCAACAUUGGCUUCAGGGAACUCACUUAGAAAGAUGUUUGUUAGCAUGUUAUUGUGUUGCUGCUUAAACCGUCCUGAUCAUGUUUGGAAUGAAACUUCAAAAUUGCUAUCAGAAGAUAUGUUUUACGUUCCCCGAGCUAAUUUGGAUUUUUCAAGUCAUCACAUUCCAUUAUUGGAUAAGCAACAUGCUACACUUAAUGAAAUUGAUAAGUUGUUGAAAGCAAAUGGAAGGAGUCUUAAUGACUUUCCUUCUCUUCCUUUGCCUGUUGAUGUUCCAACUAUUGAUGUUUCAAAUAAGCUCAUUCUACAAGAAUUGAAUUAUGAUAGGGAAUCCUUACAUUUAGAGGCUAAAGAGUUAAUUAGGUCAUUAAAUAGUGAGCAAAAAGAAAUAUUUGAUAGGGUGAUGUCUUCGUUGAUUGUUGAUGAUUGCAAGGGUAGAUUCUUCUUUGUCUAUGGCUAUAGAGGAACAGGGAAGACAUUUUUGUGGAACGCAUUAACAUAUGCGUUACGUGCCAAAGGCGAUAUUGUAUUAACUGUCGCAUCAAGUGGAAUAGCAGUAACGUUAUUACCUUCUGGAAGAACUGCACAUUCCAAGUUUGCAAUCCCAAUUCAAAUUAAUGAUUCUUCAAUUUGUUCUAUCAAGCAAAAUUCUCCUUUAGGUCACUUAAUUAAGUGCAUGAAAUUAAUUAUUUGGGAUGAAGCACCAAUGGUUCAACAUUAUUGUGUUGAAGCGGUGGACCGUACGUUUAAGGAUAUCAUGCACUGUCAAGAACCGUUUGGUGGGAAAUGCAUAGUUAUGGGUGGUGAUUUUAGACAGAUCUUGCCAGUCAUUCCUAAAGGCAGUAGGGCAACUAUUGUUGAUGCAUGUAUUACUUCUUUGUUGUUAUGGAAUCAAUGCACUGUUUUUCGAUUGACAAGGAACAUGCGAUUGAACUCAUCCUCAAUUAAUCAAGGAACGUAUUUGUUGGAGUUCUCAAAAUGGUUGCUUGAUGUUGGAGAUGGAAAUUUAGGACUUCCCCAUGAUGGAGUAGCAGAGAUAGAGAUACCACAUGAAUUCUUGCUCACAAAUUACACUAACCCAUUUGAAGCAAUUGUGUCGUCCACUUAUUCUAAUCUCUGUAAUAAUUUCUCCAGGAAUGGUUACUUCACUGAUAGGGCCAUAUUGGCCCCAACAAUUGAGUACGUGAAUGAAAUAAAUGAAUAUAUGUGUUCUCUGCUACCUGGUGAAUCUGUUGAGUACUUAAGUUGUGACACAGUUUGUAGAUCAUCAGAAAAUAGUGACUCCUUUGAUAAUUUGUACACUACUAAGUUCCUGAACAGCAUAAAUUGCUCAGGUCUUCCAUCCCAUAAGCUUUCUCUAAAAGUUGGAGCACCUGUUAUGCUUUUGAGAAACAUUGAUCAAGCGUCUGGGCUAUGCAAUGGUACAAGACUCCGUAUAUCACAAUUGGGAAAGACAGUGAUAGAAGCUAUCACCUUGAAUGGAUCUAAACCAAAUGAGAAGGUCCUGUUGCAUAGAAUGGAUAUGAAUCCUUCAGAAAGUAGAUGGCCAUUUCGCAUGCAGAGAAGACAAUUUCCCAUUACCUUGUCAUUUGCAAUGACAAUAAACAAGAGUCAGGGGCAAUCACUUAAUUACAAGGUAUUGAAAAUCGGACCGGUAAUUGAACCGGUCAAGGCAAUGGGUCAAGGGUCAGUGGGUCAGACCAGAGUCAAACCGGGGGUCAAAUCGGACGGUACUGUAUCAAAGCAGCUGGAAUACAGUGAAGCCUAG